GAAGAAAAAGAGAUCUAAAACUAUGAAGAAUGAAAAGAGAAGGGCGCCCCGGACGAGAAACGAUUCGACUCCGUUCGACUUUACUCGGCUACCAAGACGAUUCGAUUCGAGUUGACUCGAGUAGACUGUACACACAAGUUACCUUCGCUCACCUGAGAGUGACUACGGUAAAGGAGUGCGCGCGGCGGUAGUGGGAGGGUAAAGCCAACGCUGGCUCUCGACAUCAGGACGAAACUUCAGUAUGCAUUCGAGUCGUGCACCAACGAGCCCGCGAACAGUCUACGUACUUUCUUAUUAACUUUUCAUUUACCUUUUUAUAUUUGCAUAUUUUUCUUUUUAUUUCUUUAUCGAUUUAACAAGUUGCGUCUAAUCAACAGAGAACCAGCAAAACUAAUUGAAAACUAAUUCUAAACUAAUCUAACUUUCAAGUGUUAACAAUAACAACAACAACAACAACAACAUUCCUUGUGGAUCAGAACAUUUAUUGAAAUAAAGAAGAAACAAGAGGAUAACUAUAGUUAUAUAUACUGUUUUACGUUUAAAUUAGUAAAAAGAUUAGUUUUUGAAUGGAAUGAACAAUGCAACCAUGAGUUGUUAACGUUGCCAACGUCGUUUGACAUUUCUUCAGAGAAUUGUGAAAAGCGCACCUUUCUUCUUUCUUUGUUUUCUUCUAAUCGAACAGAUAUUUUUCUAUUAUUAUUAUUAUUAUUUGUUAAUCUUUAACAAACAUGAAAGAUGAUAAUUAACAACAUUUGUUGAGUACUUUCUAGUUUAACAAGACGAACAUUAAAAAAUAUCUAUAAAGAGAGAGAGAGAGAAAGAGAGAGAAAAACUAAAGACACUGAAAACGUUAAGUUUCAGACAACAUAGUAGACAGGAUAGUGUCGGUUUGUCUGUCUAUCUUAUUGGUGACAUAAGUUUAUUCAAGGAUUUGUAAUGAAAUGAGGAAUUUGAAAUACGCGCGGGAGAAUCCAGCGACCACUCGCGUGUUUGUUAUCAGUGCCAAAAUGGCCAAAGCUCGAUGACUACCUCAAUGUAAUCAUCAUCAUUAAAAGAGAAAUUCAAAGAAGGAAUUCAUUUCUAUCCAUCGAUCAGAAAAUAAUCAAGGAAGAAAAAGACUACGACCACGACCACGACCACGACAAAUAAAAGGAAAAGAUAUAUUUACAUUAUUCGCGGUGUAUCUACAAAUAGUAGAAAGAAAAAAGUGUCGCGAGUGUUAUUUUAACAUUAGCAUUAAAAUAAGGAAAAUCAUAGUAAGAAAGAUAUAAGAAGAACGCGCGCGGACGGGCGGGGCAACGAGAGGGAAGAAAGUGGAAGUGAGUUAAGUAAGUAAUGUGAAAUGGAUGAUACGCCAAGAACAAUCAAAACAAUUCUAAUAUAUGGAUGCCCAUGGGUGGAAUUUGGCCGAAAUGUGCCAACGCUACCAUCACGGUAUAUCAACGGCUCAAAGUUCUUCGCCAGCUAGGGAUUCAUCGGCUGCCAUUGUGCAGCCAUUGUCAACCCCCUCGUCGCAUAUCGACCAGGUUAACAACCCAUCUUAUUCUCACUACACGAUGCUGGAUAAUUAUGACAGGGGUGAGAUGACACCACCGCCGGUUAACAGUUAUGGCGGCUCCCCGGGACUCUUGGCACUUCAUUCUUCGCUUUAUGCUACACCCACGCCUAGAACCUACGACAUCGACUCCAAUAUCGAUACAAACGAUGCAUCCAUGCCAAUCGAUACCCAAAUCAUCUCGAUCCCUGGAAUGUUGAGCGGGUCAGGCCAACAACGUUUGGAAGAUAUGUCCUGGUUAGCAUCAGGACCAUCCUUGGAUUACCAGCAAGGCAUCUCAUCGAUUCCCACAGGAGUGAAGAUGUGCCAUCCUGGCAGUACCGCGCAACGUAGCCUAAAGGAACAACGGAUACGUCGUCCGAUGAACGCCUUCAUGGUCUGGGCAAAGGUCGAGCGCAAGAAAUUGGCCGACGAGAAUCCUGAUCUUCACAACGCCGAUCUAAGCAAGAUGCUUG
This is a messenger RNA of Polistes dominula (European paper wasp), 2010 nucleotides long. RefSeq lists its product as uncharacterized. Gene Ontology annotation, biological process: cell differentiation; positive regulation of transcription by RNA polymerase II. Gene Ontology annotation, cellular component: nucleus. The record is from RefSeq and is a predicted model, not a curated record. Gene Ontology annotation, molecular function: RNA polymerase II cis-regulatory region sequence-specific DNA binding; DNA-binding transcription activator activity, RNA polymerase II-specific. NCBI's taxonomy places the organism in Eukaryota, Metazoa, Arthropoda, Insecta, Hymenoptera, Vespidae.